This is a messenger RNA of Camellia sinensis, 552 nucleotides long. Its product is annotated as putative mitochondrial protein AtMg00860. The record is from RefSeq and is a predicted model, not a curated record. NCBI's taxonomy places the organism in Eukaryota, Viridiplantae, Streptophyta, Magnoliopsida, Ericales, Theaceae.
AUGUUCUCUCAGUUUGAUCUCAGAAUGGGUUACCAUCAAGUGGGUGUGUCAGAGGAAAGUAUACCGCUUACUACUUUUCAGACUCGAUAUGGGUUGUACGAAUUUCCUACUUUGAGGGAGCAGCAAUUAUACGCUAAGUUCAGUAAGUGUCACUUUUGGGAGAAAGAAGUUCAGUGUUUGGGACAUGCUGUGUCCAAACAAAGGAUAGCGGUAGAUCCUAAGAAAGUUGUUGCGGUCAAAGAAUGGAAGCAACCUACAAAUCCUUCAGAUGUGAGGAUUUUUUUAGGACUAGCUGGUUAUUACAGAAGAUUUAUAGAGAAGUUUCCCACUAUUGCAGUACCCAUGACCAUGUUGACCCGCAAGAAUGUGAAAUUCUUAUGGACAGAUGAUUAUGAGAGAGCUUUGCAGGAGUUAAAACAGCAGUUGACUACAACACUGGUGUUAACUAUACCAGUACAAAGGGAAAAGUUAGUUGUGUUUACUGAUGCGAGUGGAACUAGGUUGGGAUGUGUGUUAAUGCAGCAUCAGAAGAUUGUAUCUUAUGUUUCUUGA